GGCUCGGGGUCUCCUCUAGUCAUUAUGAAUUUCUAUGAUCUUGACGUUUCACGGAGGGACAGUCGAGCAACUGAGGAAGUUUACUGUUUGAAGAGUGCCUAGUUUGAAAUACGUUUCACCUGAGCGCGUAUUUAGUUGAAGGAAUUAUGCAGUGUGGAGGCAGAUCAUCAUGCAGUGGAAGAAGCAGAUUGCUGGACUGACGUUUAGCUUCGUGUUCGCCGUGUCCCAUUUCACCAAUAAGUUUGUCCUGUCUGUUCUAAAAUUCACCUAUCCUACCUUAUUUCAAGGAUGGCAGACAUUCAUCGGGGUUCUGCUGCUUCUGCUCUCUGCACAGCUGGGAUGGGUGGAAAUAAGUCAUGUGAGCAGGUCUGCAGCUGUUUCCUGGCUUCCAGGCUCGAUGUUGUAUGUAGGAAUCAUAUAUGCUGGUUCCAGGGCUUUGUCCCAAAUAGACAUUCCUUUAUUCUUCACCCUUCAGAAUUCCUCACAUGUUGUUAGCUACAUAAUCCUGAAGCUCAUGCACAGAGAGAAAACACACUGGCUGAAAUUUAUCAGCAUUUGUCUAAUACUGCUUUCAGGAAUCUACCUGCCACUCUAUGACCCUCAGUUUGAAUUUAACAGUUAUGUGUGGGCUCUUGGUCAUUUGUUCUCAGUGGCUGCUUACAGGGUCUUUGAAGUUCAUCACAAGUCCACAAACUUCAGUGAUGUUGAGCAGCAGUGCAUUAACUACAUGCUCAGCGUACUGUUGCUAGCUGUUGCUGCAUAUCCAACUGGUGACCUCAUGGCUGUCUUGGAGUUCCCUUCCCUUCACUCUUACACAUUUCACUGCAGCUGUUGCGCCAGUGCUUUGUUGGGGUUUUUGCUGUUGUUGGCCACAGUCAAACUAAAAAGUGGGUUAUCCACCGAGCACUUCACAGUCUGGAUUUUUUUGUCCAAGAUUACUGCCAUGGUCCUCUCUCCAUUUAUUUUUGAAAUUAAUAUUAAUGCUUCUUCUCUUUUAUGUGUGGUCAUCAGUCAUGUUGGAGAGGCCCUGAUGAUAUAUUCUGAGAGAGAAUCUCACCAGUAGUGAGACAGUGGCAGUGUUAAAAAUAAAAUCUAUUUCAUUUCAUGUUUUUAUAUUCUUGUUUGUUCCCGAGUUAUAUGCCGACUCAAUAAAUAUAUAUUUUUAAAUAUCA
Molecule: messenger RNA, 1172 nt
Organism: Thalassophryne amazonica
Lineage: Eukaryota; Metazoa; Chordata; Actinopteri; Batrachoidiformes; Batrachoididae
Gene: slc35d4
Product: transmembrane protein 241
Exons: 15
Coding region: 170-1063 (297 amino acids)
Source: RefSeq, a predicted model, not a curated record